CCAUGGGGCCUGUCAAUGGUGGCGAAGCUCCUCCUUCAACAAUGGCUCUGGGGAAUGGAGCCUCAGACCCCAAAUAUGAUGAUAAAAAGCGGAUUAACAAUGCCCAAAACCAACACAACAAGAAUUUGAAUCGCAAGUUGCCUACUAAUGGUGCUCAGAGAAUGCCUGUGCGGCCAGUGUUUGGUCAGAAACCCCAGCAGCCUGCUACAUCAACCCAGACCUUGCGCAACCCGCAGAUGCCGGCCUUCCGACCUCAGAGCUGCCUGGCUCCACAUUAUUUGUCUCAUCACAGAUAUCCUACAGCCACUCAACAACCUUUACCUGUGCCACCACCUUAUAAUACUUUUCCUCCUACAAUAACGAACCUUCCACCGAGAGCUCCCACUACCUCUCCUCCCUCUCAGCAACACUCCUCAGGGGCCAACUCCUCUGGGGGCUCCUCUCAUGCUUCCGAUCAGCUGAGCAAAACAAACUUGUACAUACGCGGCCUCACCCAAAACACGACGGAUAAGGAUCUGUUCAAUCUCUGCUCACCAUAUGGACCUAUCAUUUCUACAAAAGCAAUAUUAGACAAACAGACAAAUAAAUGCAAAGGUUAUGGCUUUGUAGAUUUUGAAUCUCCUGUGGCCGCCGAGGCAGCUGUCAAAGCUCUAUCAACUCAAGGGGUGCAGGCCCAAAUGGCUAAACAACAAGAACAAGAUCCAACGAACUUGUACUUGGCCAACCUGCCUCCCUUCAUGACUGAACAAGAGCUGGAGGAAAUGCUUUCACCCUACGGAACAGUCAUUUCUACCCGCAUCCUCAGGGAUCCUGCCAUGAAUUCUAGGGGUGUUGGAUUUGCCAGGAUGGACACUCGAGAUAUGUGUGAAAUGAUAAUCCAGCGAUUUAAUGGAAAGUUGCUAGCAGGCUGUAAAGAAUCACUAUUAGUUAAAUUUGCUGAUGGAGGCAACAAAAGAAGAAAUCAAUUCAAAAACCAAGAUCAAAGGUUAUGGCAUGAAAGAUCUGAAGCUCUUCAGUUGUAUGAUCAGACUACUAUUAAUCAGAAUGGGGUGGCUUCUCAGCUCGUGAGUCCCCUGGGUUCUUAUCAGCGAUCCUAUUCCACGCCUGUAUCCCCUUACCAAUUGCAACCCGGCCCUGCUCAUGCAACCCAUCCUGCUGCUGCGCACACUGCUUGGUUGGCUACCCAAGGGCCCACCCAGUACAUCGUGCAACCCACUCAGCUUCCCACGAUGAUUCCCUCCUCCCUAGAUCCUCUGCAUUAUGGACAUAUAAUGCCUCAGAUCACCGCCCAUCUCUCUCAGCUGCAGCUUUCAGGGACUUCGUACAUGACCGGUGCUACUCCUGGGUAUCCAGGAGGCGCUUCUGGAGCGGCUCAUCACCCUCACCUUUAUCCUCAGGCAGCUGCUCAUCUCCUUGCAGCCCAGGCACCUCAACUUGCUCUUCAAGAAAAUUGAACUCACAUCUUGCAAAACUGAAAUUUGGUCGACUUAUUAACAUCCUACAGAUUCCAGUCAUGAUAACAAGAUAAACGGGGAAAGGAUUUAAGUGAACUUCAGUAUGUUUGUGUGUGAAAAGAAAAUUUUUUAUUUUGUUAUUGAUCUAAGAAGCUAUUUUUAAAGAUGACGUAUCUUGUAUCUUGACAUUUCUCAUUUUAUGAAGCUUCCCUGGUCUCGUUAAUGGAGCCACAACAGACAAAAGGAGUUGAUCCCCUUUGAAAGACGCUAUUUUCGUCAAUGCAUUCCCUUAAUGGUCAACUUCGGUGCAAGACAUGAAUGAGUUAGUGGACAUACUAAAGAUAUAGUUUUUUUAACUAAAUUAAUUCAAUGACUGACUAGAGGGAAUAGUUUCCUUUUUUUAAAUAAAUAAAAAGGUCUUCUUCAUUUGGAAAGAUGUGCUGCUAGAACAAGCCCUUUAUUUGAACUGAAGAAAACUCUAAUGUUCUGGAUUCUGCACAUCGCAAGUUCUUUUUAAAGUUUUUUUUCCCCCUUCCUCCCUUGUUCAAUGUUUGUCUGAUGGCAGUAAUGUGAUUGUGUGUCCUGUCUGUUGUCCUCAAUUAGAUGUAGAAUUUUAGCGCUUGGUCAUAGUUUAGUGUGCUCGCCAAAGGUCGGUAAACAAGGUUACCUCAUUCUGUCCGGCAUUUCGGAAGGACUGCGAAUCUGAGUUUCGGCUUAAGGAGCUGGACGUACUGAAAUGGUGCAUUCACCAUCCUGAAGUAUGACUGUCAUGUACAUAUGUAAAUUGCUUUUUUGUAGAACAGAAAUAUAGAGUGCAUAUUUAUUUAUUACUUUGAAAAGGCAUAGUUUUAAAAAAAUUAAUAGCUUCUAGUAGUGAUGAAAAGCUAUUUUUUCAUGAUUAUGUAUAUGUGAUUGAAUUGCGCAGUUGUAAAUGCUUCUUAAGACUCGGCUCCUCUUUGGACAUUGCUUUGCUCGAGAAAGUCUGAUGUCAUUAACAAAAGAACAUUUUAAGAGUUUAUUCAGAUGCCAAGAUGUGCAAAAGGAAAUUAAGAUUUUGCUUCUGGAUAUGUUACUUGUUUAUUGUGAUAUGCCUUCAUCUUGUGUGAAAUGAAAAUUUACUAUUUUAACCCUUUAUGUUGAGUUUGAGGUUGAGUAGAACGCUCAACAUGAAUGGUAUUUUUGACUUGCAAAAUAAUUGCAAAAUUUAGUUCAGCUCAACCUCAUAUUUAUGUGAAACUUCUUGUAUUAAACAGAACACAAAUGAUUUUUCCUUAAUGUUUACUUCUGCUAUUUAUUUAUUUAUUUAUUUUUAAUAAGGUUUUGAAUGAGAGUAAAAAUGCUUCCAUAGUAGAGCUGAAAAAGAAGUCUUCUGACUUUCAUAGGUUUAAUUGAUUAACAAUGAAGUCCUGAAAGUGUCUUUGUUGAUUUUAUUUAAUGUAACUUUUAACAUAAAGGGUUAAGUAGUUAAUUGCCUAAGCAUAUCCACAUAAACCAUUUCUUGUUUCACAUGUCAUUCAAUUUCCACAUUAGGGAGCAGAAAAAGAACUUCGGAAUUGCUGUAAGUAGGCGUUGAAUGUUUUUUCCCCCUUCGACAGUUUUAUCUGUCGUCGCCCUAGUGUUCUUUUGAGUGAGGUAACCCUGCCCAAGCUGCAUGUAUGAAAUCAAGCUAUGACAUGGGGCCAUUGCCUUGUUAUAACAUGGUAGUCUCAUCUGUUUUUUUUUUGGGUUCAAAACCUCUACAUUGAUGACUGCAAUAACUGUCUUUUGUAGUACAUAAUUUUAUUACUUUUGUUGUGAGAACAUCGGAUAAGCUUACGUUAUGAUCAAACAUCUCUGAAUUACUAUUUCCUUCAAGUUUUGUUUUUCAAAUACGAGUACAGUCAAUUCUCUCAAAUUCAGUCUGUUCAGAAUCAAGUGAUUGUGGAUCUUGGAAUUUGAAGAUUUAGGUUUACACAAUUAAUGGCGUUGCUUUUGAAACUUAUCUGAACAUUUAUGAUGUUAUUUCCAUCUAAAAGUAAAACUCCUCCUACAGUUUUCAGCUAUUGUUUCCUUUUCAAAACUUGUGGCAAUUUCGGCCAUUUCGAGUUUUAGGUUGAUGGGUUUGAAAGAGUUGGCUGUGGCAAGACUUAAAUAAUUUUAAUGCAUGUUAGUAUAUGCAACCAUGGUCCAAUCAUCCUGUUAGCACUUGCAUCGUCUGUAACAAUAAAUAAAAAGAAAGUGUAAGCUGAAUUUGGUUUGCCUGUUGUCACUGGUUUGGAUAUCAUUCUAUGGAGGCAAAUGGCUCUAAAUUCCCAUAUCAAAUGUAUUUAUAUAGUGUUAUUUUUCUUGUAUCCCCAUGAAAGCAGGAAAAAAUAUUUUCCAUUUUCAAGUGUGAAAUUUGUUUCUGUCGAUCGAAUUCAAGUAAUAUCAACAGUUUACAGAGUAUGAGAGGAGAACUGCAAACAAAUACCAUCUGAAACAACUUCCUACGCUUUUCGAAGAUUGUUACGGCCAAUGCACAUAUAGCUAGAUGAGUGGUACCACUAUGUCACUAAUAGUUUUUAUUCUUCGAUGUCAUGAUUGUUUUAUAAUUUUAAGUCUUUUAAAUAUGGUUAUAGCACUUCUUCAAAUCAGAAGAAAAUAAAUUUUAAUUCUUUGAUCUGACAUUCAUCAAGUUUUCUAAUGUGUAUAUAUAGAGAAACAUUGUUGUAGGUAAAUUAUUUUAAGUAACGUUUUAUGAAAAAAUCUACAGAUGAAUCUUGGUUUCAUAUUCUAGAAUCAUCGUGUGUCACUUGGUUUUUAAAAAAAAAUUAUCAGUUACUAAAAGUACUUGCAUUGAAUGUGCCCCAUCAAUAGCUUAACCAUUGCUCAUGAUAUCAUCAUGCUAGGUGCUUGGGAUUUAAAGUACCGUCCUUUGGGUAAUUUGAAUUUGAGGAGCGUUGAGUCAUUUGAGGAGACGAGGUUCUCCACCUGUCAAUUGAUUCUUAUAAGGUAGAAGAGCCUUUUUAUACGCAAGAAAAAUGUGAAAUCUUGUGGACUUGUGCCUUUUUUAGGACCUGCCUCCCAUUUUUCUCCCUGUUUGUCUUAGUGCAUUUCAAUAAAUUUCUCCUAUGCAAUUUUUUUGAUAAUCCUCUUUGCAAAUGAUUUAUAUUCUAAUAUUUCACUCAAUUCCUGUAAUUUUUUUUUUUUUCAAAUAUAAAUAUCGAACUGAAAUAGCUUUCGCAACUGAUAAGACUGGAAAACCGCAUCAAUCAUUUAAAACGUGUCAAUUUUGUACUGGUAGUAAAAACUUGUUAUGGGCCAUUCCACAGAAAGUGGUCAUUUUGUCCCGCACGUGACGCCACAUAUAUUUCAUUAAAAAUAAUACAUUAAAAUAUUUAUGAACAAAUUUUUUCUGCUUAAAUUAUGAACUUAUGCGUGAUUUCUUAAGCAAAAAAUUUUAUCAUUACCCUUUGACAUUAUUACGUUUUAAUGAAAUAUAUAAACCGUAACAUGCGGGACUAAGGGUUGACUUCUUCGUGGAAUGGCCCUAAUUGAGCUCUCAGAUUCACUUUAACAUUAUGAAUAGAUUUUUAUUAGAUUUAAAAUUGUAAUAGACUUUUGUUUGUGUACUUAAUCUAUGCUUUUUGUAAUGAAAUUGUUUGAUUACAAUUUAAAUGAUGUAUUAUAUUUAAAAUGAUUUGCAUAAGCUGCUCAACUUAAUGGUAUAUGUUUUAGAUAUAUAAAGAUCUUUUUUGACUAUAAACUAAACUGUGACACUACUUUGAAGUUAAGUGUAUUGUUAUUUUCUCUACAAAACAAUUGCCUGCAUGUAACUUGUGGGGCAUUGAGCAUGCUUUUUAUUAUAAGUUUUAAACAGUUAAGAAUUAUUGCAAAUAUAUUUUUUUGUAGGAUUCAAUAGCAUAAAUGAAAUAUUCAUAGCUUUUAUUGUUUAAACUCAGACUGCUAGUAAGGUCGAAUUCGCAUUAUAUAAAAAUUAAGGAAAUGCUUUGAAAAAAUCUCUUUAUUUUUAAAAUUUUAUAAGAUGUUUUUAGGAUUUAAUUUAAAUAUAUAUUAUUAUUUAUGACCCUGUUGAAUGUGCUUCUCUUUAUUCCUCAUUUUCAUCCGAAUGUUAUUUUAAAGAACCUUGGCAGAUAGAACUGCCUAUUGGAAAAGUUAAUUAUUGAAAAAGGACGUAGUUGGUUACAAUUUGUGUAUCGUUGUGUAUAAUUUACUCUUUUUUCAUAUUGUGAGAAAUUUUAUUCAGCAUUAUGAAAAAUGGUUCCUUUCAUAUUAAUUAAAAAAUUCUUGUUGAAAGUGGUUUGCUAUUGAAUGCUUUUACAUUUCAUAAGCUCAGUUUUGGUUACCCACAACUAUUUAUAAAAAAAAAAAGAAAAAAAAAACAAAAAAAUUACUCUUUUUGGCUAAUGUAAUAACUAAAUUUUGUUUGAAAAUUGGCAUCGAAACAAAAGUUUUCCUUCUCUUCUAUUGUUACAAAAGUUCUUAAAAAGUGGUUGAUUUAGUAUAUUGGUGCUUGUUUUUCUUUUUAUUAGGUUGGACAACCAUGAGAUAAAUUUGGAAUGAGUUUGAUGCUGCAAAAUGAAAUUUUAAAACUAAAAAUCAUCUCUCCUGAAUUUCAUCUUGUCAUAAAAUACAAUAUCAGCAUGAAAUGGGUUAUGUAUGCUUAAAUUUUCCUCCACCCCUUUGCCCCUUUCUCUCAGCCUCCCUGUUUUUUUCACCUUUGACUUAAAAUUAAGUUAAUAGCCAGCAAAAAUUGAAAUGUAAAUGGCAUUUCAAAGUGAAAUGAUAGCCUUUAAAGUUAAUGCUAAUAUGCUGAAAUAGUAUUAAUAUGUAUAUGACUAUUUACUUAUCUUCAUGACAAGUAAAAGAUGUAAUUGAUAUAUAAUGAAGCAAAUAACCAUAAUUUUCCACAUAUCAUUUUACAAACCGAAGAAAUAUGUCAGCAAAGUAUACAGUAAUAAUGGAGCAAAAAUACAGCUGGAGUAAUAUAUCACUGGAUAAACUGCAGAGCCAAAUAAAUUUUUCAGUUCAAUUUUUACAAUAUUCUGUUUUGAAUUUUUUUCCUUGCAGUUGGUUUGCAGUUUAGUCUUCCAUUUAACAUGGUGAUAAUAUAACUAAGAAUAAAUUUCAACUAGUUCAUAAAAUAGAUGAUGUUGAUGACAGCAUUGUUAUGUGUCUGAAAUGGGUUUUUUUCUUUUUUCUUUUUUUUUUUUUUUGGUAGCUGUAAUAUAUUCAUUUCCCAUUCAUUCUACAUUUUCUUUUUACCUACAGAUUUUUCAGUUGUUUCUGUUUGUAUAUAUUUUCUGUGCUGUAUUUUUAUUGAUCGAUUGUGUUGGGAUAUAGGAAGGGCCAAUAAGCAACAAUGGUGCAAAAAGAAAAGUAUCGCUGGGUUUUAUUUUUGUGUUUGGUAAUCUUAAGAAUCCUGUGUAAUGCAACAACAAUUUCUUUUUACAUCUUAUAAACAGGGUAUGAUCCAUUCCUGAUGCAUUUUGCCAAUAUUAAGCCUGAUUCUCAGCUUUCUUCUGAACAUGAACAGUUUCGAUGGAGAAGUCAUAUUUAACAUGUUUGCAACAUUCUGACCCACAAGUUGGUCACCCUGGACUUUCUUAAUAGACAUGCCAUCCUCAGGUGGGUCACCUACUAUGAAGCUUUGCAUUGCUGCUGAAAAGUCUGUAUGUGUACUGGAGACAAUUUCUUAACUGUGGCUACAUUGAUAGCGAUCAAAGGAGAAAAAAUGAACAAGUUGACAAUAACAAAGACGCGACGAAUCACUGUUAUUAAAAAUUAAUUUCACGUUCUUCAAAGUGCAGUAAAGAAAUUCAUAUUGUCGCGAACGUGUUAAGUGUUUUGAAUAACUUGAACUACAAUUUGUUCUGGCUCCAGAUAAGCCUUUAAGACUAAGAUUUUCCAUUGAAUGCAUUUUUGCUCUGGAAGAACCAGAGGCAUUUCAAGUGAAAGCUUAGACUUAUACUUCCUGGGUGGCCUGUAGCCUGUACCACAGAAAAUAAUUUUAGAACUGAGGCUGGCCAUUAAAGUUUUGGAUCUUAUAUUUCUGUACAAAUCAUCCUUGUAUAAAUUGCGAUUAAUUUUUAGGUACAUACUGGAGAGGAAAAAGAGAAUAAAUAUUUCAUUCUAAUUACUUAUGGAAUUCUUCAGAAAAUAUCCAAAUAAAUUUGAAUAAAAAGUUAUGAAAAGUGCUUUAAAUAGCAAGGUAUUCUUGCUAAAAAUACUUUUAGUUAUUGAGUGUAAUCUGCUUGCAUGGUUAAUCCUGACCCUAGCAUUAUCUUUUCAGUUUUGAACGAAACCAUAUUUUAUCAUCCCUUAAGUAAUGAGUCUUCCAAUCAAAAUUUAUAGCACUUUUUUACUCAAACAAAAUGGGGGAAAAGUUUAUUAGAGUCGGCUUCUUUCUCGGAGAGGUCGACUAAGACUGACGUUGCCCCUCGUAAAUGUGCUUUCUCUGUAAAUUUCAAAUUGCCUUUUAAAUUAUUGUGAAAUACAGUAGUACCCGUUUUCUUGUGCUGUCUUAAUUUAUUCGAAUUUGAAGAUGUCUUGUUCAUUAAGAUUAUUGUUGUCCAGUAUUUCCUGUUUAUUUUCAUGACAUGCUUCAAACUGUGUUUUCCAUUUGUAUUCUCUAUGCAAUAUCCCUUGCAUCAUUAUCUUAUAAAUUAUUAUUCACUUGGCUUAAGAUUUCCUUUGAGCUCCAUUUCAAGAAAAUGGAAUGACUUAUAAACAUCUUUUGGUGUCUCAUUUGGGUAACUCUUUGAAUGUAGAUGCCUGCAUCAUACCCGUUUCAGAAGUUAAAUUUAUCGUUGUAAACAUUUGGUUUUAUUUAAGCAAAUAAUAGAUGGGUUAAAAUGUGCUGUAGAAUACAAUUGCCUAGUGUAAAGAUAAUCCUUGGCAUCCAGUAUUAGGAUGUGAUGAUUUUGUAAAUACACAACGUCCCAUGCUCUAUAUUAAUUUGCUUUCCUGAAACUUGGAAUAAGAUUUUAAUUACUUUGAUGUACGUAGUACAAUUCAAAAUUCUUGGGACAAGUUGCAUAAAACCUUACCCUGAAUAGUUCUUAUCACCGAAGCUCAUCCACCUUCAAAAUAGUCGACUUGAGCAACUAUGCACUUCUGCUAAGGUUUGUAUAACUCUUGGGAGCCAUUUUUUGCAACCUCCCGUAAGGCCUGCGAAGCAGCUUUAACUUCAUCUGACGAAAGAAAGUGGCAUCCUUACUUUUUGAUUAUAAGUUUUGUAAAUUCUGGGAACAAGUAAAAGUCCAAUCUAGCACCAUGUUACUUUUUAGGAGGUUGCAAAAAAUGGCUUCCAGGAGUGCUUCCAAAAGUUAUUGAUGGUUGGCAGAAGUGCAUGGUCGCUCAAGGUGACCAUUUUGAAGGUGGAUGUGCUUCGGUGAUAAGAACUAUUCAGGGUAACGUUUUAUACAACUUGUCCUCGAACUUUUAGAUUGUACUACGUAUAAAUGCAAUGCUAUGGUAAAUAUUUAUAAGUUCCUUGUUAAUAAAAGUUUCUUAAACUUGAAAUUUGCUCAAAUCAUUGAUAAAUACCCAUCGAAUACUUCUAGAAAAUUCUUUGUCAUAUUGUUGCAUGUAAAAUUAUGCCAUAAAUUCACCUUUUAGGAAAAUAAUUUUGUUUGCCGUGGGAACAUUUCAUAAUAGUGUAGGCAAUUGUCUUCAGCAGCAUAUUUCAAGCCAUUGAGUUCCUAUUUUAUUUUAAUUGAAAAAAACAGCAAUAAUCUUUAAGAUCUGUUAAAAGUAGCAAAAUAUUUAUUAUGAGGACUUAGAAAUUUGACUGUGUGAGCCAUUAAUAUAUUGAACAGUAUCAUGUUAAUGAUUGUAAAAGAAGAACUAUUUUUUAAAGAUCAUAGGAGUUUGAUUUUAGAGUAAACGAAAUUAUUGUUUUUAUUUCUUUAUCUCAUGUUGAAUGUUUUUACUAAUGAAAAAAUUAGAAAUAAUGCAAUAAAAAUUGUUUUUAUAUUUCAAUGGUGGAUUGCUGCUGCAAUCUUUAACUGUCAUCAAGAUGACAACUAUUGUUAAAUUUUCUUAUACAAUGUCUUUAUUUUUUUAAAUGAAACAUUCAUUGACAUUCCUGAAUUUUAUACUGAAAAUGAAAAGAAAAAUGUUAUUAUAUGAAGUAUGUAUUGAAAACAAUUGUAGAUAUAGCCUCAGAAUUAGAUUUAAAUUAUCUAAAAUGUAUGUUCGUUGAUUUUGCAUUUUUCACUUCACCUUACCAGAUAAGGGGGCUGUCCAACUGUAUCCCAUAAAAUUUUAAAUUCUUGGAUUGUUGUAAUUAAAAAUGUAGCUCGCAGCAUUCUUGGAAUCUACAUUUGUAGUUGAUUCUUGUGUUGGUUUGUGGAGACAUUUAUAAAUUUGGAUUUCUUUCUAAUCAAUAUUUUGAGAAAAAAAAUUUUUUUGUUUAUAUCAACCUCUAUAUGGAGAAACUUGAAACAGAUCAACAGAAGCAGGAAAGAUCUAUUCUAGUUUUGGUCUCCUACACUUACAUAAAAAGUUUAGUUUUCUAUUCCUCAAUUAGAAACUUUUUAUUGAACAGCAAAAAAAAUUUGAGGUAUGAGAUUUUUUUUAAGUAUGUUGGGAAAUAAUAUGCUUUUGGAUAUGAUUUUACAUAAUCCAAAAUCUGUUUUGGAAAAUAAUAAGAAUUGGACGUUUUUAAAUUUUAGUAAGUGUAAUUUAUAUUUAAGUACAAGGAAAUCCUGUUACAAUGAACUUCGAGGGGCCACAAGUUUUGUUUUUUGAAACUGGGCUUUCGUUGUAAUGGAAUUCAACUAAUGCAGCGGAAAUUUAAUAAGUUUGAAAAUUUAUUUUGUUGAAACGGAUAUUUCGUUGAAUUGGUAUUUGUUGUAAUGGGAUUUCACUGUAUUAGUAAAAGGCAAAUGUAACAAGUUUCCAUUUUUUCAUUGGUAAAAGGUGUGACUUAUUACCCUGUAAUUUAUGUACAAUAUGUUUAAAACUUUUGCUUUGAUUUUCUUGUAUUUUUUCUCAUUAUUUUAAUGGUAUUUUUACUGUUUAUUGUUGCUUUAACUUGAUAAAUAUUACUCAUUCAUUACUGCAACCUUUCCUUUGUAUUUUGUUUUAAAAGAGAAUUUCUCUAGUUAAAGGCAAAAAAGAAAGUGGAAAUUUAAUUGUUUUCCUGUAAUUUCAAGAAAAACAUUGAAUUAUGAUCUAAAACUAGCCUUUGAAUCUGGUAUUUAGUUGACACAUGAAAACACUUCAAUCACACAUUCCCAUAAUUUUUAUUUGAUUUGAAGAGUUGGACUGCCCUAUAUUACAGCCUAAAUAUGCGCUGCGUAAAUACAAAUAGAACACAUUCCAUAGUUUGAAAAAAAAAGAACGAAAUCUUUGUUGCUUGAAUACCAAAGUUUUUAUUUUCAUACAUGCUUGUGUUUCGUGUAUGUCUGUCUCCCUUCCAAUGUGUUGCACCUCUAAAUAAAAAAUUUUCUUUUUUUGUCUCU
Molecule: messenger RNA, 10903 nt
Organism: Uloborus diversus
Lineage: Eukaryota; Metazoa; Arthropoda; Arachnida; Araneae; Uloboridae
Gene: shep
Product: RNA-binding motif, single-stranded-interacting protein 2-like
Exons: 14
Coding region: 3-1454 (483 amino acids)
Cellular component (GO): nucleus; cytosol; ribonucleoprotein complex
Molecular function (GO): mRNA 3'-UTR binding; poly(U) RNA binding; poly(A) binding
Source: RefSeq, a predicted model, not a curated record